Phaeodactylum tricornutum CCAP 1055/1 is the source of this 7256-nucleotide messenger RNA. RefSeq lists its product with no specific name. The coding region runs from base 1 to 4932 and encodes 1643 amino acids. Lineage: Eukaryota; Bacillariophyta; Bacillariophyceae; Surirellales; Neidiaceae. The record is from RefSeq and is a predicted model, not a curated record. Gene Ontology annotation, molecular function: medium-chain fatty acid-CoA ligase activity. Gene Ontology annotation, biological process: fatty acid metabolic process. The transcript has a single exon.
AUGCCGCAACAACCGUUGUCUCCACGCUCUGACCAUUCAAUGGGAACAAGGACUGAUGCAAGUACUACUCCUUCCAUAGGGGAUGACAAGGAAACUGGUCCAGUCGCGCCCCUGGUGGCCGCGUCUCGGCACUUGCUUCAAUCCAACGGAAGUAUUCUCGGACGGCACGUGGCCCAGGCGAUUCUUCCCAAGUUUCCCACAUUGCUAUCUGCCUUACCAAUAGACAGUAUGCACCCCGCUCUGUCUUGCAUUGACGGCCGGAAACCUAUUACGUGCGCACAAAUUCGCGAGUUUGUGCUUGGGUUGGGGACGCAGCUUCACAACCACGGGUGGGGUCGGGGUAAUCGGGUGGCGGUGGUCCUUCCCAACGGACCAGAACUUGCUUUAGCACUCUGGGGGAUUGGUGCUUGGUGUUGCUGCGUCCCUCUCAACGCUAACGGAGCUGCCAUGGAACUCGAAUCCGAUCUGGUGGCAUCAUCCUGUUGCCUUGUCAUCGGCGUGCAAGGCAGCACCACUCGGCAACUAGCCAACAAGCUCAACAUUUCCUUUGGCGGAUUGACGCCCGAUAGAUUUCACGCUGGCUUGUUUUCCCUCAGCUUACCAGAUGCACCACACGGAUUGCAAAGCGUUUGUACGAGGGCGGUCGAGCGGGAUCGCAGUGCCGGAGAUCCCAUCUCUCCCGUCAGCACCAUCGUCAAACAGACGACCGUCGCACCGGUACCGAAUGCACACGACGACAUCGUUCUCGUUUUGUUUACGUCCGGGACGACCGGAAGUAAAAAGCUUGUACCCCACCGUCUCGGCGAUUUACUUGUCUCGGCAGCUUGCAUUGCCGUAUCAUGGAACUUGACUCCGGCGGACAUCAACUGCAAUCUUAUGCCACUAUUUCACGUUGGUGGUAUCGUGCGUCAAGUGUUUUCACCCAUCCUAUCCGGUGGCUGUGUUAUUUGCUGUCCGAGCUUUGACCCUUUGAUAUUUUGGAACUUAUUGCGCUCACAAUCCUUCACUUGGUACUAUGCUGCUCCUACCAUGCAUCAGUUAAUACUACAAACCGGAAGGGCCGAAGGAUUUAUUGAGGGAAAUGGCAGUAACGAAACGACAACUAUCAACCCAAAGUUGCGUAUGAUCGCCAACGCCGCAGGUGGACUCUUACCCAGCCUAGCCCGAGAGCUACAACAUAUCUUUGGGGCCGCUGUCCUACCGAGUUAUGGGAUGACCGAGUGCAUGCCCAUCAGCUCUCCUCCGGCGACGUAUCAAUUGGAAAAGCCAGGAACCAGCGGAGUAUCCGUGGGGCCAGAACUUGCAAUUCUAAACUUGAAGACGUUAGAUUUGCUUGACCAUGGUAAGGAAGGCCCAAUUUGUGUUCGGAACGAACCCUGUUUCAGAGGGUAUGAAGACACUCCCCAAGAAGCUUCGUUUUUGCCCGGCGGUUGGUUCAACACUGGUGAUCUCGGUUACAUAGACGAAGAUGGAUUCUUGUACAUCACAGGACGAUCCAAAGAAGUUAUAAACCGCGGUGGAGAGAUCAUUUCGCCACUCGAAGUAGAAGAGGCUCUGAACGGUCACGUAGAUGUAGCUGCAUCAAUUGCCUUUUCUACGCAGCAUUCCGUCUUGCAAGAAGUAGUUGGCAUUGUGAUCGUGCCGCAACCUGGUCGGCCACGAAUCGAUUUACCGGCUUUGCAUGAAUUUUUGGGGCAAGGCCGAUUGGCCGCACCCAAGUGGCCACAAUGUAUUGUGUACAUGGACAGUCUGCCGAAGUCGAAUACAAACAAGUUGCUGAGAGUAAUGUUGGGUCAGCGACUGGGUUUGCCUGAAUUGAACGACUCUAUGUACUCGAUUGAUCGCACAUUCCAGGCCAAAUGCCCCAAACCAGGCACUUCCGUCUCUGUAGCUAUUCCUUGUGAGCGGGUAGCACUGCCUUCGGAUCAAGUACAGCAAAUCCUCCGGGAAGCACUCGUGACAAACGUUAAUCAAGAGAUUGUUGUGGUUCACCAUCCGACCCGAAUGGGUAGUCUUGUGGCUUACGUCUAUCAAGUGGAUCGAGUUGCGGUCAUAGCAGCUGCCAAAGAGCGGCUGCAUGCAUAUGCUGUGCCCUCUCAUGUCGUACAGAUGCCAUCUCCGUUUCAGGUGGAAUUGGAUAUCAGUCCACCGCAGCCGUCAGACGCAGUCGGCUCAAUUUUGCAGAAGGCCUCGAACUCAGGGCAAGGACCGAUGAAUCCGCUUGUACUGAGCUUGCAGGAGCUAUUUCAGGAAUUGCUCGAUUUGGACUGCUUACCGGCGCCUCGGACUAACUUUUUUAAUUUGGGCGGUUCAUCGAUGUUGGCAUCCCAGCUGGCCAGCAGAGUCCGGAAGCAGCAUGACGUACCAUUUGGAGGUGCCGAAGUUUUUCAUCACUCCAGCUGCGAGGAUAUUGCGACUUUGAUUCGCGAACGACAAGACGGAGAGUGGGAUAUCUGCUCUUCCGUCGCCAAUGGUGAUCUAGCCAGCGUAGCGUCUUCCUUGUUUUCACGAAAUCUGGACCUCAAGAGUACGCCGUUUGAUCCGAAUAAGAUGAAUCACUCCUCGAGCUGCUGCGCAACAUUUCUUCAAUUGAUGCCUCUUUUUGUGAUUUACCCUGUGUGGCAGCUUUCACGAUUCUACUUGUUUUUUCGUUUGCUGCUGAUUCUGCUCAACGCUGUGCCGGGUGGACACCAUUUAGUCGCCUUUAUUAUCUCAGUCGUGGUCUUUCACUUUUUGUGGGUCCUUUUGACGCCACUAUUGUUUGUUCUGAUCAAAUGGACUAUGAUUGGGACCUAUAGGAAGGGCAGGUAUCCUCUUUGGGGAGAGUACUAUUUGAGAUGGUGGUUCGUCGACGUCAUGCGCAAAUUAAUUGGUCGUGGCAUUUGGGGAUCGAAUGCCGCAACUCUGAACCUUUAUUACCGUCUUCUUGGUGCUCGGAUCGGUAGGUACGCCCGGAUCAGUCUAGAAGCCGACAUUGCCGAAUUCGACCUCAUCAACAUUGGAGAAGGCGCAUGCAUAGAAUACUCAACACUACGUCCCUUCGGUGUGGACAAUGGAGCCAUGAUAUUGGGUCCGAUGGGGGUUGGAAGCUUUUCUAGCGUUGGUGCGCGCUCCGUAGUGGCGCCGUACACGUUUAUCCCGGACGAUACGCACUUGGGAGCUGCUACGUCAAGCUAUGAAAUCAGCACUCUACACAUAAACCAGUCCAAGCAAUACAAUCGUCAAGCCUUUCCGGAACCUGGCAUCUUGGCCCAACUAUUUGUCUGUCGUCCGAUUGUUUUCUUGGUAGAAACGAUGUCACAUAUUCCAGCAUUACUCAUUCUGUAUUGGAUGAUCAGCAUGCCAUGGCAUGACAAUGAAGCCUUCGAUACAAUGAGCCACUUGAUGGAAUGGUUGUGUAAUGUUCGAAGAAUACCUUUCUACAUUGGGAUUCAUGUGGCCCGAGCUCUUCUGGCACCAAUUUUUCAAAUGGGUGCAGCAAUCCUGGUGAAAAGGUAUAUCAUCGGCUCGUUCAAACCUGGCCCUCGCGACACAGCGUCGCAAUGGCAACUAUGUCGCCAUCAGCUGGUUUCAACAUUAUUUUCCCGGCAAAAUAUGCAGGACUGCACGGAGCUAUUGGGUCGACAUUACGAGCUUGUCAGUGUCCUCUAUCGUGUUUUGGGAGCCAAGGUGGGAAAUCGAGUGUUUUGGCCAGGCCACCAACCUGUGUUUUCGGGAGAGUUUGAUCUAUUGGAGAUUGGCGAUGACGUCGUGUUUGGUUCUCGAGCGACCAUGAUCUGCACAACGAUCGAUUCUUGUGAAAAGAUAACUUUAAGUGCCGGAUCAAAUGUAUCGGACAAUGCCGUGGUGCUUCCGGGUAGCAUGCUGGGGAAAAACGCGGUUCUCGGAUCAAACGCGGUUUGUCCUGGAGACUGGUAUCUCCCUGAAGCUAGCGUGUGGUUUGGAGCGAUAGCCGGCGAACCCGUUAUGUUGGAAAAGGGAGUGGAAGACAUCAGUCAUCAUAUUCUUUCAUCUGAGGUUUCGCCGGAUAGGAUUCAGAUGCAAGGAGAUGAAUCGACGCUUCGUCCCUUCGGCAAGGCUUUCUACUACAGACAAGCCCCAUAUUUCGUACUACCGAUGAGUUUUAUGAUUUUAUUCACGGUGCUCAGUAAGAUCAUGAUUUCCCUGGUACAUACUGUUCCCCUUCUGGGUGCGCUGCAUGCCACGGCAGUUUAUUUCUACGGCCAUCACGACACCCAAGCAUAUGACUCUGUGUCGGUGGCUUCCUCACAGAUGUACAUUGUGCUGCUCUCUUUUUUUCUUCUGACGCACGCGGGACGCGUGGCAGUGUGGAUUGGCAUUGAAUUGGGGGCCAAGUGGUUGUUUGUGGGUCGGCGCCAGCCUGGUCGCUACAACUGGGACAAAACACCAUACAUUCAAAACUGGGAGUUGUAUCAGAUCAUCACCAAGGUGCGAUCGUCCGGGCGUACGAAUUUUAUGGACUUGUUGGCUGGUACUCCUUUUCUAGUUGCAUUCUUUCGGGGUUUGGGUUGUACUAUUGGUCGUGACUGCUGUCUGUACCCGGCUGGGGCAGACCCGUUCAUGCCAGAACCUGACUUGGUGCAGAUGGGUGACCGCUGUGUCAUUGACUGCGCUUCUGUGGCCUGUCACCUGAAUACUCGAGGAAACUUCGAAUUGGUCAAAAUUACGUUGGAGAAUGACGUGACUCUGCGGACGCGGUCUCGCAUUCAACAGGGUGUGCACAUGGAGAACAAUUCGAUGUUGCUGGAAAAGAGUUUAGCCAUGACCGGCGAAGAGAUUGAGGCCAACAGUGUGUGGCAGGGGGCUCCGGCCGUCCUACUCUUUUCGUACGACACCACUACUAUGGCGACGGGGAGAUCGACCUGCUCUUCCGAUACUUCGGACAGUAUCUUAGACGGUGGCUUCGUCUAGACGAUGCAAACUCUCCAGGAACACAUCUGCCAGUGACACUAAAUCAGUACUUCGUCGUGGCAAUAUAUUAGGAAAUUAAAAAUUAAAGUAGAAGAAACCUUCGAUGGAAAACCUCGAGACCCUCGGACACUCCAGACCUGGAAUAAUCGUUGUAGUAGAAAUCUUGACAAGUCACGAGACCUUUGAUUGCCUUCUCGACACUCACGAUAGGCGGGGAUGGGUUGCGGACUGGGAAGACAUACGGGGGAUGCGACUCCUUUUCAAGCGGGUAAAAGACUAUCGAACACAGUCUACACCGGAAUACAUAGUAGCCAUUCGCUUUGGGUCUGAAAGGAACGACAUCCUUACACCAUUCAUCCAAUCAACCUGAUGCGUUUGGCCCGACACACUCUCCCAACCUCUCCUUUACCACCAAUCAUGCGUCGCCUGCGGUGGUGUCGAGGGGUGCCAUGAGGUGCGCUAUUUCUUGUCCUUCCGGUACGGGCCGGAGUAAUUUCCAGACGGUCGCGGCGGCCACGCGGACGACGGCCGCCUCACAGUCGUUGAUUCCGUAGGCCACGACGAUAUCGUGCUCGCCGUCCGGAUCCACUUCCAGCCCCGACGCGAACUGUAUAAUUUCGGCGUCGUGCGCGUGGGGUGGACUAGCGGCGGGGAGGACCCAUUCGGGCGACACGUGGCCGAGACGGUAGGGGGCCGACGCGGUGAGGGUGUAGAAAACGUGGGUGUAGUGGUGACCAAAGCGUGCGUACGAGUUGGGUUUGCGAUCGUGGGGGCGGUGGAAGUGACCCACACCGAGGUACACGUCGUGGGCUGGCCAGUAGACCAUAAAGGCGUUGGUUCCGUGAAUGUGCGAUUUCGGAGGCGUCUUCGUGUCGGCAACGGUAGUCCGUCGCCGUUGUGCACUCGUGGUAUUCGUAUGGAACGGAUCCGGCAAAGGUUCCAACAAGCGACGAUGGGGUUUUCCUUGACCCUUGUCGUUCUUCUUGCGUUGCACCAGGGGCGUCGUGUCCACGUCGACGACGGUGACGGGAUCGAUCCAGGUCAAACUUUGCAAAGUGUGCGGCUCGUGUCGGGGUUCCAUCAAGGCCAUGUUGCGUCCGCAACAAAAGGAAGUGGUUUCCGACGCUCGUAUUGUGGCUCGCCACGGCGUGGGCGAGGUACCGUCCAGUCCGUCGUUGGUGGCGUCGUUGUCGUCGUCGGUGCGCGUCAGGUAGACGCGAUUGAGUACUUGGGUUUCGUACCCAAAGAUUUGUCCUUCCCGAAAGGAAAUCCACAACUGUCCUUGGUGGACAAAGAGUCGAGCAUCGUCCAGUGCAAAAAUGUCCCGCCGCGUGUUGGGUUGCGUCCGUGCCGGAUACUUGCGUCCCCAGGCCGCGUCCCGUUCCAAUCCAAUGGUAACCUGAGCCUGUACCCGCCAUUGGUCAUCGAGCAACAAGAGUACGGUCCGGACCGUAUCCGGUUCGGUCUGCGUCGCCCAGAACGGCGGCGUGUGGGACGUGUCCCCGUCGGUCCUACUGGUCCUACGGCUGGUGUGUUUUGGGUUCCACACACACUGGGCGUGGGUCAUCCCGGUGGUAGCGAGCCAGCGUACGGACGGGGGAAGGAGUGUGGCGGCGGCGGGCCAACGCGAGACGUGGAGGAGACUGGGAUUGGUACCAUCGGCAAAGGGCCAUCGUGGUACGGUGUCGGUAUCGUGCGGUUGCCAAGCCGAUUGAUCCAUGCACAGUUUGGUCGGUUCGGCGUCGGACAAGACGAUCGGCCACGAUCCCCAGACGUAGGGUGUGGGUGCGGCCAAAAACGGCGGCACGUCACCACGGUCGAGUCCGUAAUAGCGGUGGGACGGGUACGGACGAAACGAACAAGACGUGGACGCUCGUUCGGGUUUGAGUACGACAGAUGGUCGUAUCCUUUCUGUAGAAGGCGUGAGCAUGUGGUACAGUACAAAGAGAUUGGCACCAACAAAGAGCAAGGCCGAGCCCAAGACGAGACAAGGGACGUUCGUCCGGGUCCGUCCCCCUGGGGAUACUCGCGGACGGGAUCGCGGGACGGAUCGUUUAGUGCCGGUACGACUGUGGGUACGGGCGAACCACCCGUGGCCUGGUCGCACGUGGGGCAACACGGGGAACAUGGGGACGACUCUCGGUCUGUGCAGGAUCGCCCAGUGGACACGGACGCGGUCGAAUCGGACGGCCUCAAUUGUUGCGUACACGCACGCUAGAGUCCACACGGUACCGUUUGUCGGUAACAGCACGCGACACGUUGGUGCAACUGGGACGUUGUGAGAUGGCGGACGGUGACUUUGAGUUGUUCGUUAUGUGGUGUAC